Calidris pugnax (ruff) is the source of this 1792-nucleotide messenger RNA. It is a transcript of the gene CASP9, whose product is annotated as caspase 9. The record is from RefSeq and is a predicted model, not a curated record. The transcript has 10 exons. Gene Ontology annotation, cellular component: cytoplasm. Lineage: Eukaryota; Metazoa; Chordata; Aves; Charadriiformes; Scolopacidae. Gene Ontology annotation, biological process: apoptotic process; intrinsic apoptotic signaling pathway in response to DNA damage; regulation of apoptotic process. Bases 39 to 1301 code for a protein of 420 amino acids.
GAGGAGGCCAGAGCGGCGGCGGCGGCGGAGGCUCCGCCAUGGAGGAAACGCAACGGCGGGCCCUGCGGCGCGGGCGGGCCCGGCUGGUGGCGGAGCUGAGGGUGGCGCCGCUCUGGGACCCGCUGGAGGACAGAGGCCUCUUCACCCGCACCAUGGUGGAAGAGCUGCAGAGCGCCGGCAGCCGAGGAGACCAAGCCCGGCAGCUGGUCAUCGACCUGGAGACUCGAGGAAAACAGGCUUUUCCCCUAUUCCUCUCGAUCCUGAGGGACACCGGGCAGGGAGACCUCGCAGACAUGCUGAUGAAGGAAUGCCAGUGCCCACUGGUGCCGCCGCAGCUGGCAGAGCUGAGGCCUGUUGAGCUGGAGUUACGUGGAAAAAAACAUAAUAAAAAUGUGAACUUGCCAGAACGUUUGUCCAUCCCGGUCCAAGUCGAGAGCGAAAGACCUCGAACACCUCCAGCACCAGCCCUGGGUCUGGCUGUUGAGAAGAGGAACCGUGAUCUGGUUUACGAGCUGAAAGCAGACCCGUGCGGACACUGCCUGAUCCUCAACAACGUCGACUUCAGCAGGGACUCGGAUCUGUCGACUCGAGUCGGCUCCAACGUGGACUGCAAGAAGCUGGAGAAGCGCUUCAAGUCCUUGAGCUUCGACGUCCUGACUCGGCAGAAUCUCAAAGCUCAGGAAAUGGUUUCAGAGCUGCAGAAGCUGGCGCAGCAGGACCACGGCGCCUUGGACUGCUGCAUCGUGGUCAUCCUUUCCCAUGGGUGUCAGACGAGCCAUAAUCAGUUUCCCGGAGGCGUUUACGGAACGGAUGGAAAACCCAUUCCAAUAGAAAAGAUUGUGAACUAUUUCAAUGGGUCCAAUUGCCCGAGUUUGAGAGGAAAACCCAAACUCUUCUUCAUCCAGGCCUGUGGUGGAGAACAAAGAGAUCGAGGCUUUGUAGUGGACUGUGAUUCCCCUGGGGAUGAAGCUCCUGGAGGUGCUUUGGAGUCGGACGCGACUCCUUUUCGGGCUCCGGUGGGUGGCACGGACGAGCCCGAUGCUGUAGCCAGUUUGCCCACGCCCAGCGACAUCCUGGUCUCCUACUCCACUUUUCCAGGCUUCGUCUCCUGGAGAGACGCCUCGAGCGGCUCGUGGUACGUGGAAACACUGGACAGGGUGCUGGAGCAAUACGCCCAUACAGAAGACCUGCUCAGCAUGUUGCUGCGGGUGGCCGACGCCGUCUCUGCCAAGGGGAGGUACAAACAGAUCCCAGGCUGUUUCAACUUUCUCCGUAAAAAAUUCUUCUUCACCUGCAAAUGACCUGUGGGCUCCGAGGUCCCCGCCAAGCGGGACGGAUGAAGUCUGCGCCCGCCGCGACUCGGCGUCGAUGCUCCCGGUGGCCUUUGUCUGUCUGUCUGUCUUGAGAUGUUUGUCUUGAGAAACCUGAUCUGUGAACGCUGUUCUUGCUGUGAAAUGGGGAAGCGGUGGAGCCUGGUGCUGCACCAAGGGGGAAGUGUUGGGGAUGGAGCCAGGACGGGUGAAGGAAUCCCCUUUGCCAGGGCACGUGCCAGCCCCGAGCCUCCGUGUUUGUGGAGGAGAGUGGCUCAUUGCAACGCGGUUGCGCUCGGCCUCCUCGUAUUUUUGUAUGAUGAUGGUGAUGUUUGUGUCCUUUCUGCCUGUACGACCCAGUGAUGGAGCCAGGGUCUGGUGCUUGUGUGGAAUUGUGUGAUUUUUGCAAUCGAUAUUUUCCAAUCGAUAUUUUGCAUUCGAUAUUUUUCACUUUCUCAAUAAAACGCAGUGAAAAAUGGAAA